This is a messenger RNA of Cricetulus griseus (Chinese hamster), 753 nucleotides long. NCBI's taxonomy places the organism in Eukaryota, Metazoa, Chordata, Mammalia, Rodentia, Cricetidae. The record is from RefSeq and is a predicted model, not a curated record.
UCACUCCCACAGAUGAAACAUGAGGAGUAUGUAGCAGAAACCAACAUUUCCACAGUAAUGCAAUUUGUCCUCCUGGGAUUCGAGGAUCUUCCCAAACUCCAAGGGAUUCUGUCUGCAUUGUUCUCCAUCAUUUACAUGAUUAUCCUCAUUGGUAAUUGCCUCAUAAUACUAAUAACUAGACUUGACCCUACACUGCAGAAACCCAUGUACUUUUUCCUUGCAAAUUUUUCUUCCCUGGAAAUCUGUUAUGUAUCAGUUACUGUCCCAAGAAUUCUGUUCAACAUUUGGACACGGGAUAGAAACAUCUCUUUGCUGGCUUGUGCUGUGCAGAUGUGCUUCUUUCUUAUGUUGGGAACUAAUGAGUGUUUUCUCUUGGCUGUGAUGUCCUAUGAUCGCUAUGUGGCCAUCUGCAACCCUCUGCACUAUCCUCUGGUCAUGAACCCCAGAAAAUGCACUCAGCUGGCCACAGGCUCCUGGCUCAUUGGCAUCCCAAUCCAGAUUGGGCAAACCUGUUGGAUAUUCUCUAUGAAAUUCUGCAAUUCUAAUAAAAUAGACCACUUCUUCUGUGAUAUACCACCCAUUCUCAAGCUGGCAUGUGGGGACACUUUAGGGCAUGAACUGUCUGUCUAUGUGGUUGUUAUGGUGGUGGCAGCACUGCCUUUUAUACUGGUGCUUACAUCCUACAGUAAAAUCAUCACCACCAUCCUGAGGUUGCCAACAGCCAAAGGGCGAGCAAAAGCCUUCUCAACAUGC